AUGGCAGGAACAAUUCUCAACAUCAGAGACUUCCCGACGCGUCACAUUGUUGGCAACAAGUCCUUCGAAGGCCAUGGGCCUACUCUGUCGCUUUCCAAUCCCAAAGACGGCAGCUCUAUUGUUUCUCUAAAUGGAGUCUCGACAGAAGAUGUUGACCAGGCCGUCGGAGAAGCCCAAAAGGCUAUGAACGGAGACUGGGCUACAUACUCUGGAGCACAGCGAGCUCUUUGUCUGAAUAAGUUUGCAGAUCUUCUGGAUGAAUACGCAGAAGCCAUUGGGUACUUUGAGAGCAUCUGCUCCGGAAGACCGCUUGGACAGGUCGUCGCUGAGAUACCCAGGGUUUCAGCCGUCUACAGAUAUUAUGCAGGAUGGGCAGACAAGAUCAAGGGAGACGCGUACGUGGCUGACGACGGAUUCUACAAGAUUGUGCGGCACGAACCGCUCGGCGUGUGUGCUGGAAUCACGGCUUGGAACGGCUCUUUGCACUUUCUGUCGUGGAAAUCGGCCCCUGCACUGGCCUGCGGAAAUGUGGUGCUGAUCAAGCCGUCGGAAAAGUCACCGCUUGGCACGAUGGCUGCCAGCUAUCUGAUCCAAGCCGCAGGCUUUCCACCCGGCGUCUUCCAGAUUCUUGCUGGAGGCGGCGAGAUUGGAGCGCAUCUGAGUAGCCACAUGGACAUCCAGAAGAUCAGUUUCACCGGAUCCGGCGUCACCGGGCGCAAGAUCCAAGAGGCUGCCACACGCAGCAACCUCAAACGGGUUACGCUGGAACUUGGUGGCAAGAGCCCCGGCAUCGUCUUUGACGACGCCAAUCUCGACACCGCUCUCUUCUGGUGUGUUUUAAGCAUCACGGCAAAUUCAGGGCAGGUGUGCGCUGCCACAUCGCGGCUGCUGCUGCAGGAAAGCAUCGCUGAAGAGUUCCUGAAGCGCAUCAAAUCCCAGUUUGAGGCCAUCGCGACAACCCUGGGCGCUGACCCGCAGGACAAGUCCACCACAUAUGGGCCGCUGGUUGACAAGCUCCAGUACGAGAAAGUUCAGAGAUACAUCCGCUCUGGACAGAAUACAUCGCAGCUGAUCACUGGAGGCAUCGAGGACGAGAAGAGCACGGCGGGCUAUUACGUCGCGCCAACUAUCUUCCUGAACCCCAAGGAUGAUGAUCCCAUCUACCGAGAAGAAGUAUUUGGUCCCGUCCUGUGCGUCAAGACAUUCAAGACGGAAGAGGAAGCCAUCACGAUGGGAAACGAUACAGAGUACGGCCUUGCAGGGUCCGUCUACACGGAAACGACCAAACGUGCCCUCCGAGUCCCCAUGGGCGGCUUCGGGAGCAGUGGCAUCGGCAGGGAGCUAGGUGAGUAUGCACUGCGACACUACACGGAGCCAAAGUCGAUAUGGAUCAAGUAA
Grosmannia clavigera kw1407 is the source of this 1398-nucleotide messenger RNA. Its product is annotated as aldehyde dehydrogenase. The record is from RefSeq and is a predicted model, not a curated record. NCBI's taxonomy places the organism in Eukaryota, Fungi, Ascomycota, Sordariomycetes, Ophiostomatales, Ophiostomataceae. Bases 1 to 1398 code for a protein of 465 amino acids. Gene Ontology annotation, molecular function: aldehyde dehydrogenase (NAD+) activity. The transcript has 4 exons.